This is a messenger RNA of Drosophila innubila, 9142 nucleotides long. Its product is annotated as brefeldin A-inhibited guanine nucleotide-exchange protein 3. Gene Ontology annotation, biological process: regulation of ARF protein signal transduction. The record is from RefSeq and is a predicted model, not a curated record. The transcript is spliced from 10 exons. Gene Ontology annotation, molecular function: guanyl-nucleotide exchange factor activity. The coding region runs from base 551 to 6697 and encodes 2048 amino acids. Lineage: Eukaryota; Metazoa; Arthropoda; Insecta; Diptera; Drosophilidae.
UUUAAUUUUGUAUGGAGCAUGCGCAUUGUGCACAUGUAACGGUUCAUCUGCAUGUGCGUGUGACAUUUGUGUGUGUGUGAGUAUGCAUGAUUGUGCGUCAGAAGCAGCGUAAAAGAAAAUUGUUUUCAGUUUCAGUUGCUGCCAGCAUUUGUCGCACAGCGCGGACCUAACGACAAAAGCAACGUUAUUUGUAAGGAAAUAUAGACAUACGACUAAAAAAUACAAAAAAAAAAAAUAUAGGAAAAACUUUAAACCACAAGUGGUGGACAAGAGUUGAACAAUAAACGCUACAAAACGGAAUAACGUUGGUGCUAAUUGAGUUGAUGUUGAUGACAUGCAAGGGAAAAGAAUUUGCGCCUUCCGUUCGAGUUUACAACUGAACAACAGCAACAAGAACAACGGCAACACCAACAACAAUAAAUAAUCAAGUACAACACAGAGGCAUCAGCGAGAAACAGCGCGAGAGAGAGAGAGAGAGGGAGAGUGCUGUACACCCACAUAGAGUGAAGAAUCGGAUGUGUGUGUGCGUGUGUGUGGACGCCUUUUCAAUAUGGAAGACCUUUUUCUGCUAAUUAUCAAGGAGUCAACGGGCACCAAGCACAACGCGCUGCGACAAACGGCGCAAAUUGCUUACGAUAAACUUUAUCGACAACAUGGCAUACAUAGAGAUCCGUCGCAUGAGCUGCGCUCCGUUUGCUUUACGGCACUGCAAAUGGCCUUGGACACGAAGCGGCCAAAGUUCAUCACAAUGGGGCUCAAUGGUCUGCAUCGCGUCAUCAAGGACGAACGCUUCUACAUCGGUCUGGAGCCGGAAGAUGAUUCAGUGUGGCUACCAUCGCAACUGCUGCGUGCCACAAAUGGCAUUCUGCCAUCGACGAGCAGCGAGGACACUGUGGUGAAUGUGUUGCGCCUCUUUCUGGCCAUGGCCUGCUCACCGGCGUGCACGCUAAAUGGUCGACUACUUAUUGAGAUACUUUCACGAUGUGGUGAAUGUUGGGAGAUGGGUUCGAGAGCCACCAAGGCUGCCUCGCUGGCCGCUGCCUCCCAAUGUCUACGAACAUUCUGUGCAUUUCUUAUCGAGGAGGCCGAGGAGGUUAAGAAGACAGCGCCAGCUGGUCUAAUGACACAGACUCAGGCCUCGGCCGUUUAUAAUGAGGUGAUACCCGUGAUGCAGUGGCUCUGUAGUCGCCUUGUAGAACCCAAUGUCAACAAUGCGUCCCCGAACAAGAAAUGCGAAAAUCCCAGCUCGCUUUAUCUCACCGAAUGCAUACUAACGCUCAGCUCGGCGCUACCCCGCAAUGUGCACGCCAAUCCACACUUUACUUCAUUCCUCUGGCAGAAAUUCUGUCCUACGCUGGCCGCCGCCCUCGGCUCACCCGGUCGGAUUAACUUGGACAAAAAGUUUACUUACAAGGAUGCUCUACACAUGAUUGAAAAUGAGGCGCGUGGUUUUUUCACUGGACCCGGCUUAGAUGGACCGCAAGCGCGUUGCGUUUACUUGACGGCUAUUCAGCUACUGCGCAUUGCCGGUGCACAUGGAUCGCUGCGACCGAUGCUGGAGGCGUUGUUCCAUCGCAUGGUAUUACUGCCGGCACCGCUGAAUCGCACAGAGCCAUUAAGAUGUGUGCGUGAGAUCUUUAAGAGUCCCGAACGGCUUAUAGAUCUAGCCGUGAUACUUUAUGUGGACAAAAAUACGGCGCAAGGCUGCAGCGAUGAGAUGGCGCUUUUCCGACUGCUGGUGGAUGCUAUGGAGGAGUGCGCCUAUGGGGCCAGCGCGGGUAGUGCCACUGAGGCAAGUCUGCAAGCGAGCGUGGAGUGCAUGGUGGCGCUCUUGGAUAGUCUACAGGUGUUGUGCAGCGGUGAGCUGACAGAGUCCAUGAUAAGCGAUCAGAUUGUGCAGGUUGUGAAUGCGCGACAUGAGCUGCUAAAGGAUGCGGACUACUCGGGACCGUUGACAUACCAGAGCAUGGCUCGACUGCCGGCUCCAUAUCGGGAUGCCAUUGUGGAGUUUCGGCAGAAUGUGUUUGAGACGUCAUCUGGAUCAGAGAGCGAAUGCGAUCCGCCACAUGAACAAGAUGCGGCUUCAAAUGGUUCCGGUGACACCGAAGGUCCUGAGGAUGAUGAGCCUAGCAGCUCGAGCGAUGAGACAUCUCGUGUGGAAAAUCGAUGGCCGUAUUCCCACCUCGAGGCGCCUGUCAUGCCCAUUCGAACGGACAGCGACAACGAUCGUCAGCAUGCACGCGAUUUUGCCAAGGCUUUGCGCCAGGAUCUGGUGCCGAAGCUACUGCGUUUGCGCAGCUGCGUCGAACUGGAUGAGGCAAUGCAGGAGUUUGCAUCCGCUGUUUGCCAGGAGAACAGCAUGAAUUUCUCCGACUUUGAUUACAAUUUGACGGCAAUCAAUGCGGAUGGCAUUUAUUUGGCCAUAUAUUCAUCGUUGUUGCUUAGCUUGCAGCUAAUGCGUGCUGGCUACUAUGAUCAGCAGCCGUCCAAGGAUAUACUGGUGCCCAUGUCGGAGCAACAAUUCGUUACCUCCGUGCAGAACACUGGGGUGCUCGUCUACCUCUCAUCGCCCUGGCUGUGCGAGCUCUAUCAGUCGGUCAUCGUUUGCAAUAUAAUGGAAGCCAUGACCCGACAACAGUUGGAGGGCAGUGGACCACGUUGUGCGUUGGUCGACAUGCUGUGCGAUGCUGGCGGCUUGGCCACCACUCAAAUGUUAUCCGAAUGGCAGCGCCUGCAGACGGCAACGGUGAAGCACAGUGACAAUGAGCAGCAUGACAAACGGCGGGAGGCGGCAAAGAAAUUGUGCCGUCGUCUGUUGACUUGCUGCUGGGAUUCUAUGGUGAUUGUGCUUAGCUCGGGUUUGGGCGAUCUACAAAGCACUGCAUCCAACAAGCUGGUGGCUCUCUCCAAGCGCACACUGCGCGUCAAGGCAAAAGCCAACAAGUCCAACGGCGAAGCUCUCUAUGCCAUGUGCUUGGACGGUCUACAUUCGGCCGCAACACUUAGCAACAGCCUCAACCUGCAGCAUUUGGCCGGCAAAAUACUCAAUUUGUUGGCCUCCAAUGUUUGCCAGACAAGUGGACCACGCAUCUCUGCGAGCCAAGCCAUGUCCAUGGAUGUAGUGCUCACUGGUGGUCUCAAUCUAGGCAGCUACAGCGCUGAUUGCUGGCAGAGCAUCUUUGCGGUGUGCCGCCAUGUUAGCCAACUGGAGCACGAGAUCUUCAGCAUGCAGAAUCCGUCAAUAGCCGCCUCGCCAGGCAGCAGUCGGCGGGAUCUGGAGACGGGUGAAAAGCUUAAUAAUGGCAAUGCUUUGGAUAAGUUAAAUCUAUCCUCUAUUCCCAUUGAUGAUGAUGAAACGUGCGUGGAUGUGUAUAGCUUCUUGCAAGCACCAUUGCAGAGCCCCAACACGAAUAUCACAUCCAUAUUGAAAGUGUACUCGGGCACCAAUGAAACUGUGUUGCUUAGUCAGAGCGAUACAUCGAAGGUGCUCUGUGCACUCUCCCACCAAGCCGAGAAUCUGUUUAGCGAUGCGGCCGAAAGACUUAGCCUUCCGUCAUUGUGUCAAUUCCUGAAGCAUCUGUGUCGCGCCUCACGUGAUCAGCUCUACAAGAGUCAGGUGACACGCAAGGGUGGCAGCACACGCAUUUGGUGGCCAAGCAAAGGCUGGAAAAAGUUGGAUUCGCUACCCAUGUCCCUGCUACUGCAUCGCAUUGGCGAUGUUACGCUCAAAGUAUUUCGCAGCUCACGACCCCUACUACAUGUAUUAAAAGUUUGGGCCAUAACAGGACCGCAUUUAAUGGAUGCUGCCUGUCAUCGGGAUCGCAUGAUCUCGAAGCGUGCCAUCGAGUAUAUACAUGAUAUAAUAACAGCAUUGCUGGUGGAGCAAUCGGAGCUGCCAUAUUUCCACUUCAAUGAGGCUCUGCUAAAGCCGUUCGAGAAUCUACUUAGCAUGGACACGUGCGAUGUGGAUGUGCAGGACCAAAUUGUGGCCUGCUUGUAUGAGAUUGUUGAGGCGCAUCGCACCGAGAUACGAUCUGGCUGGAGGCCAUUGUUUGGAACGCUUCGAAAUGCUCGCAGUCGCAUGUUAAACAUGAGCAACAUUAUCGACAUCUUUAGGGUGUUCCUGGACUCUGAUAAUACGCUAGUCUUUGCUAAUGCUGGACUCGACUGUAUACUUUGUCUGUUGUCCUAUCUGGAGAUCUCUGGUGGCGGUGGACCCAAUAAUAAUGCCUGCGGCGAAGAUAAUGAUAAUACAUUCAGACCAACAGAUUUUUUGCAUGAGACAUUGCGCUUCUUGGAGCGAUGCUCGAGCAUUUUGGGCUUUAUGUACAGCAUGCCCAAGUGCCCAAAUUUUCAUUCCACAUACAAGAUCAAAGGCAUCUCGUAUACACAUAUCAUAGACGCCAACAUACCAAGCUCCAUGGAGAAUUUUACAUAUUUUGGCAACGAUUAUCUACAGACAAAGAACGAACAAUAUAUGAUCUCAUAUCGAUCGCUACACAUUGACAAGGACACGAUUGUGAAGAUUGAUGAAAUGGAUAAGCCGUCGGGAGUGCUCAAAGUGUGGUUCUUGCUGCUGGACGGCUUAACAAAUUCCCUGAUUGUCUGCCCCUAUUCACAUCAGGCGCCAAUUCUGCAAACGAUCUUUAAGCUAUUCAAAAAUCUAUUAACCACUCCAGGCAUCGAUUUUGGAUUUUAUUGCAUUAAUCAUCUGUUGAUACCCAUGAUACAAGAUUGGCUGCGUUAUAUUAACAAAACAUCAGCCAGCUGGCAGCUGAUAGAGAAGAAUUUUAAGCAUUGUUGCUGUAUGACCACCGAUUUGGUUGUGGAGUUCAUUGAGAAAUCUGUGCCAGAACAACGACGUCUGGGUGCCAGUAUUAAGACGCGUUUAGCACAAAUCGUACAUCCCGCCGAUAAUCUAAUUUACUCCAAGCUCAAGUUUGUCACCGAACAGGUGCCAGCGACGGAGCAGCCCAAUAGCACCCAGUACGAUAGCAGCUCCAGCUGCGCCAGUGAUGAGCACAAUAAUUGCAACAGUACCAGCAACAGUAACAACAAUCCGAUUGAGUCACCCACAAAAAUAUCUAGCUCGGCAACGUUGGCAUUAAAGCAACUAUUGCUGGUGCUCAUUGAGUGUGCGGCACAAUCGCAGGAGGCGAUUGCCAGGAUAUCAGUUUCCUGCUUGAAGCAUGUUAUACUCUCCACUGGCAUGCUGUUUAACGAAUCACAGUGGAUGAUUGCUUGCUCGGCUAUACAUCGAGCGUGUACGGUGACUAUUGCGCCUCUGCGUCAGCUCUCUUUUGCAUUUCACGAGAAAUCCAAUAGCUUCUAUGGUGACUGUGCCAAUGUGAAGGUUGCCGCACGACGUGAUAGCACACUCGAGGAGCUGGCACGUAUCUAUGCCCUUGCCCAGCAGGUCUUUCUUUCGGACAACCAGCGUGAGCCGAACCAAUCACAGGGACCGGGUCAGGCAGCACCACCUACAGCUCCUGGUGGAGGCGGUGGUGGCCAGUGCAAAAGCAGCUCAUCCAGCUCUGCCCAGCUAUCGGAUGAUCGCAGCUAUUCAUUUCUCUUAUAUCCACUGAACAAUGGCUUCAAUUCAAAUCUGGAUAACUUUGUCAUACGUAUUCCAUUCAAGAAUCUUGUGGUGGGUCUGCUGGCAAAUCAAAUGUUGCUUCAGCUGGUGGCAAAGUUGUUGCUAUCACGACUCAAAUGUGUCCCCCAGGCAGUCUCCACUUGUAUCUUUGAUAAUUACGCGGCAUCGGCAUCAACGCCCAGUCACGAUUACGAUCUGGAUUUUCGCUCCAAGGAGAUCUUGUUGCGCUGCGUCAAACAAUAUCUAAUGUCCGCCUUGGAGUUUGACUCGCGUCCCGGACUCAAGUUUCUAAUGCAGAAAGUGUCAAAUAUUGAAUACGCCGCCAAUUUGUACAAGCAAAUGACCUCAUCCUGGAUGAUCUACUACAUAGCAUUGGUUGACUCCCAUCUUAACGAUAUUGUGGUAUAUAAUUUGGGUGCCGAGGAUCUUAAUUUCAUAUUGGAAUCAUGUUCAAGGCUGAACACCACCACAGUUAAAAAGAAGGAGAAUUUUGUGCGCUACUUGUUUUGCCUUCAGGACGCCUGGAAUUUGGUGUGUGAACUCUAUCUGAGCAAUUCGGCGUUGCAUGACAUCGAAAAUGGCAAAUUCCGAACCCAGCAGAAGCUGCCUAUGCACAUGGCCGCCAAAUCCAUGUGCAUCGCCCUCAAUGGCAAUGGAGAUGCGGCCAGCAGCAGCGCAAAUAAUCACACGGAUGCCACCACCGAUGGCAACGGAUCCUUGGGUAGCGGUAGUGGCAACAACUCAACAUCCCCAAGCAAGUGUGUGCAGCUGGAGGAGGAGAAUGUGACAAUGACAACGCUAAUAAGUGAAUUCCAACCAAAGUGUCGCAGCAAUCCAUUUGAUACAAAUCGCCAGGCGGCCAAAACGGAGGCGGAGUCCAUUUCACCGGAGAUCGAGCAACAGCGGGCGACGAGCAUUUUAAAAGAUUCGAAUUAUAAGCGAGCAGCGCUCGCCCAACUGGUGGUGGCCUCCAUGGAGCUGCUGCGCUCGUUGCCCAACGAGGCUGAGGAUAAUCUAAAGCUGCUGAUGACGCCCACCAUUAGGGAAGCCUUUCGCCUUGUCCAGCUGCAGGGCAAUGAGCUGAAGGUUAACCAGUUUUAGGCAAUGCUUGUUGAGUUUUAUUUUGAUCUGUAGGCGCAACUAACACAUGCCCCUACACCCCUUUCUAUCUAUCUCUAUCUCUCUCUCUCUCUGUGUUUUCCUCUCUUUCUUUCUGUUUACAUAUGCAUUAUACUUUGUAUCCUUCGUCUGCUUGCAAGGUAGGAAAGGAAUAAAUCAUUUACACGCUGCCCAACGACCUACAUACUAUAUCCACAUUGUCUUGCUCAACAAAACCUAAGUUUAAAGUUGCUUUUUUGAUCAGGCGUGUAGCAGUUUUGCAUAACGGUUAAGGUCAAGGCUACGUUAAUAUCGCACGCUUUCUCAAUCUUUCUCUCUCUAUUUCACACACACACACACACACACAAAUUGUGUCUCGUACUCAACCUAUCUAACCGCCGCCUGCAUUUUCUACCACAGCAGGCAAACCAUUUCAAAGUAAAAGCUCAACAUGUCGGCACAAAUCAAACUGAACGAAAGUACAACUCAAAAGCUGCUAUAUAAUAAGAAAAGAAGUUGAGGAGAAAGUAGAUAUAGAUAAACAUAGAUGAUGAUGAAGCUGAAGCAGCGUAAACAACGUAGUCCUGUACAUUGUAACUAAUUAGCAACCUUAGCACUUUUUCUAUUCCAACCCAAAACAACGCCACCACAGCACUAUCCCAUAAAAUCCAUUAUAGUUAAAUAUAGUCGUCUGUUUCUUAUGUGCACUUCCAAAUGCUAUAAAAUUCUUUCCCUCCUCUCUCUCUCUUUUUCUCUCUACUUAUUUCAAAUCUUUUUUACUAAAGAAGCUUGAAAGUUUUAGAACUUUUCUAAUGCGUAAUGUGAAAUCAAAAAUAUUUGUAAUAGUGGAACAUGUGUACUAUAUCAUCGAUCGCUAUUAUGUGUUGUGCCUAUGUAGCUAACCUAAAAAAUUAAAAGAAACCAAUGAAAUAUAAAAGGAAAACAAAAUAUUUUUGAUGGCCUUUAUGCGUAGAGCAGCGCCAUAAUCGAGUUAUAAAUGUAUGAAUGUCAGCCUAUAUAAAUACAAUUUUAUGUAUCUUAGCUUAAGAACCGCUUCAAACUUCUAUAUAGCUCGUAUAAUUUAGCUAUAGCUACAAAUUAUAUCAAUUUAUACUUAAAGUCCUAUAAUGAAACUGUCAGCCACAAAACUGUAUAAACGAUGGUAAGGCAAUUACUAAUUAUAAGGUCUGCUCCUUUAAUUGUAAUCAAAUUAAAAGCAGAUCUUAACUUAUAAUAAAAUGUAAAAAAAAUAUACAUACUAAUAAUAUUGUACUUACAUACAUAUAUUGUAUUUCAGCUCAAUGUUAUAUACAAAUGCUACUUGAAAGGACUAAGUGUAUACUCUCUUAUUAUAGUUAUUAAUUUGCAUAAAAAAACAUAGUAUAACAUAAGUAUGUAUAUACAUACAUACAUCAAUAACAUUAUAUGAAACAAACGUAAACAUAAAGCGAAUGUUAACUAACACAAAAUCAGUGCCGCCCAUUAAUCCACGAUUACCACCAUUAAUAAUUAGUCAAAGACAUACACAUACAACUCUACACACACAGACACACACACACAGACACACAUACAUAUACAUAGACAGACACACAUACACACACAGACCUAUAAAGCCUAGAGUACUUUAUGCAUACGUUUCACGUAUAUUGUAUGUGACCAGUAGUCCCGCGCUGCCUUUAAACUAGCAUACAUGUUGUACCAGUGUGCGUACCUAAGAGAAAUACAAACCUUACAAAAUCUCAGACACUUUGCACUAUCGUCGCUUCUUAGCCUCUGUUUAAUAUUUAAUAGCUUUAAAAUUCGUUUUUGCCCAGCUACAAAGCCCCUUUAUAUGAAAUAAAAAUUAGAAAAAUCCAUACGUAAACACACUUGAAACUACAUAUUGAUAAAAAUAUAUAUAUACAUUUAUAUCUUUAUAUAUACUUAGUUAUAUGCAUAUUUAAAGAGCUAAAAGAGUUAUAUAGCUUUAUAUAAAUGUACUUAUAUGUAAUAUAGUUGCUUCCGGGAUAUAUACUCUUUGUUGUAAAUGUCUAAACGAAAGAAAAGAUACAAAAUCUUUUUUAUAUAAGUAUAUAAAACUAUAAAUGUAUAUGGAAACUAUAUUAGGUACAGUACUACAAAUCUAUACAUACAUGCAAGUACUAUAUACAUACCUACUUAUACAUAUAUAUAUAUUGUCGCUUCUUGUGUUAUAUACCUGGCCAUCUCUAACUCUCUCUAUUUAACUAUUAACUUGUACUAUCUUGUAACUAUAUACUUAUAAGUGCGAAAAGUAUCCAUAGGAACUGUUGAUACCAGAAAAUGAAAGAGAACAAAGAAGCGAAGUUAUAUGAAUUAUUUAAAUGCAAGCUACUUAGUAUGUACUUUAACUCUCCAAGAGUGCAUUCGUAAUACAUAUGGAUGAAAAUACAAAAUUAAACAACGCUUUCGCCACUUUACUAAAACACA